Emiliania huxleyi CCMP1516 is the source of this 1074-nucleotide messenger RNA. RefSeq lists its product as hypothetical. The coding region runs from base 1 to 1074 and encodes 357 amino acids. The record is from RefSeq and is a predicted model, not a curated record. Lineage: Eukaryota; Haptophyta; Isochrysidales; Noelaerhabdaceae. The transcript has 4 exons.
AUGUCACACGACGGUCGCUGCCAUUCGUUGGAGGACUCGAGUGACCAGUCCAUGCUGGCCAUCCUCUCUACCACACCAGCUGUUCAUUCGUCAGCCGAGUUGUACGAGCCGGCGGCAGCGGCGACGGCACCCUACCCGACCGCGGGCGGGGUGUCGCGCCGGGCGACGGGCGGCGGCGGUGCCACGCGCAGACGACGCGGCCCUCGGGCUGUUGUGCCACCGGCGCAGCCGGGGCCAUCGGUCGUGCUGCUGUAUCACAUCGAAAAGACGGGCGGCUCGGCGGUGAUGAAGUGGCUCAAGCGGCAGACGCAUGCGCCAUCGCGGCUGGCUGCAGUCUAUUCGUACUCGCAGACGUCCUGCUUCUUUGCCCUGCACGCGGACCUCUUCCCUGGCAUGGAGCCGCGCUGGCGCGACAAGCUCUGCGGCGGCGCCGCGCCUCUCGACUGGCGCUCCUCGAAAGUUGCAGUCGAGUUCCACUCCUACUCGAAGGGCUUCUUCCUGCGCAGCGUGCGCCCUGCCCUCGCCGCGCUAAAGCGGCGGUACGCGGAGGCAAACGGCACGGUGGUGGCCGUCACGUCGAUCCGCGAGCCGGCGUCGCACCUGCUGUCCAAGUACCGGAUGUGGCCGCCGCGCACGGCCGACCGCAAGCACGCGGAGCGGCUCGGCCUCCCGCACGACCCUGCGCGGAUUGGCGCCGCGCUCGCGGCGUACCACCGCCCGCAGCACUGGGGCGGCGCGAUCGGCCGCGAGGCGUCGCAGUGGACGGCGUCGCGGCUCAAUGCGACGGGGCGAGAGGAGCGACGCCACUUUGCCGACGCGACGCGGCAGCCCCCGCCGCUCGAGCCGCCACCCGGCGCGAACGGCUCGAACGCGUCCGACAGCGGCUGCUCGGCGGCGCCGCUGCGCCGCGGCACUACCGAGGAGGCUGUGCCGACCGAGGACGCCAAGGCUGGAGAGGCGCUAAGGGCGGAGGUUGAGACCGCUUUCGACAUCUCGAGCACAGAGGCGAAGAAACUAUACGUACUGCGCCGGCGGUCGCGGAUGGUGAACGAGGCCGCGCGCGGCGCGAGGUGA